AUGGCUGCUCGGGAGUUCCGCACCAUACAGACCUUCUCAGGAGCCUACGUACACGUGCUGCGGGCUGCGCUGCCCGACGCCGAGCUGCUGCGGAGCUUGGGCCGGCUGGGCUACGUGCGGCUGGAUGAGCACCGCCUCGCUGUGUCCCAGCUGCCUCCGGGCACCGAGCUGACCGCUGCUGCGUGCGGCUUCUUUGCCUGCCGGCUGGAGUGUGAGAUCCUGGCCGAGGUGCUGCUGCGGCUGCAGCCACGCCUGCCGCGUGCCGACGAGCUGCUGGAUGCGCGCCGCGUCGCCGGGGACGUGGAGGCCUGCGUGGAGAUGCUGCGGGAAGCAGCUCCUGGCUGCGAGGAUGGCAGGGAUCUCUACGGGGACAUACCGGACAGCCCUGAAGAUCUCUAUUUCGAGAGGCCAGACAGUCCUGAGGAUGGUGGAGAGCGAGACACGAGCCCCCCGGUGCUGAGCUCCAAGCUGCAGGGCGCACAGGACGUGCUCGGGAGGAACUGGGACGCCUAUGAAUGUAGUGAGCUCAGGCAGGAGCUGUUCUCCUCCCCAGCUAUCCCCAAGCCAGACCCUUCCUCUUCUCGCUUCUUCCUGCAGCAGGAGCAGAGGGAGGUGGGCAGCAGCCUCCAGCUGCUCAGCCCUGCGCGGCUGUCCCCCGGGGAGCCCCCACCAAGCAGCCACACCAGGGCUCAGCCCCCCGCUGCCCCGCAGCAACUCCCUGAGCUUCCCUCCUACCAGCUGCACUCAUGCCUGCGGCAGGGCACGCUGCCUGCCUACUGCUGCACCACCUGCCAGCAGCUGCAUGCCGGUACCUGCGCGGCCGGGCUGGCUUGCCGCAGCCGGCACCGUGGGCAGGAGCUGUGCUCUGAGCGGCAGCAGCGCCUCUGGCUGCAGCGCACAGAGGUGGACAUGCUGCUGGCUGACAGCACCAGCACUCGGCCCUAGCAUGGCACUUCAGCUUGAGGGGACGCUGCUGCUGCUGCUUGUCCUGCCUAGAGACACUGAACUCAGCCCCAUGCUCCUACCGAGCCCUGCAGAGCAGUGCCAGGGAGGUGAGAGCUGGGAGGACUGAGCCCUGUUCUGGUUCCUGCUGUAAGUGGCUCACUGCAUCCCAGUAAAGUGUGGCUGCCUCAUGA
Meleagris gallopavo (turkey) is the source of this 1136-nucleotide messenger RNA. It is a transcript of the gene SPATA2L, whose product is annotated as spermatogenesis associated 2 like. Lineage: Eukaryota; Metazoa; Chordata; Aves; Galliformes; Phasianidae. Gene Ontology annotation, cellular component: cytoplasm. The record is from RefSeq and is a predicted model, not a curated record.